Trypanosoma brucei brucei TREU927 is the source of this 2643-nucleotide messenger RNA. RefSeq names its product pre-mRNA splicing factor ATP-dependent RNA helicase, putative. The transcript has a single exon. The record is from RefSeq and is a predicted model, not a curated record. Bases 1 to 2643 code for a protein of 880 amino acids. Lineage: Eukaryota; Euglenozoa; Kinetoplastea; Trypanosomatida; Trypanosomatidae. Gene Ontology annotation, molecular function: RNA binding; ATP binding. Gene Ontology annotation, cellular component: intracellular anatomical structure; catalytic step 2 spliceosome.
AUGGACAGGGAAGCCAUGCGUCGGGCUCAGCAGACAUCUCGUGAUGCUUAUUUACGCAAGCGUGCUGCUAUGCGAGAGAAGGCAGCAUCUGUUGUCCUGCAGGAGAAGAUCACUGAGAUAGAGGCCGGAGUGUUGCCCAGUUCCUUUACUGAAAUUGAGUUGUUAAGCAAGCGUGCUCAAGAGGUGAAGGCUGCUGAGCGGCUGCAGGUUGCAGCAAACAUGCGACAGGAAAUAAUCACGCUGGAUGGGGGACCGGCUCUUGGAGAAAAGCGCCAUCGGGAUGUGGUGGUUCCACCGCUGAUCCAGGAGGAAAUGAUUGUCCAGGAGGAUACGCAGAGACACGCGGAGGCGUCUCACGGUUUUGUGGCGAUGGACAAAGCCAUCAUUGAUGAUCGCAUCGAGAAGCAUGAUUACACGGAAGAAGUGACAGAAGAGGAGAUAAAGCGUGAGCGCACAGCGGCGCUACAAAAUCAGAACCGCCGGUUGCAGGAGCAGCGCCGCUCUCUUCCCAUUUAUCAGUCGCGUGGUGCACUUCUUGAAUUGAUUCGGAACAAUCCCGUGGUGAUCAUUGUGGGAGAAACUGGUUCAGGUAAGACAACGCAGCUGCUUCAGUACCUCUACGAGGAGAAUUUACACGAACCUGCCCCACCCACGUCUGCGAACGCGGAAGGUGUGACAUCUGAACCCGUAGGGGAAGUGACACAAGGGAAGCGACUUAUAUGCACGCAGCCGAGGAGGCUCGCUGCCAUUAGUGUUGCCGAGCGUGUAGCACAAGAAAUGAAUACGCGAUGUGGUAGCAUCGUAGGAUACAAGGUGCGUUUUGAUGACCGUACUGGGCCGCUGACACGUGUUCUUUUCGUGACGGAUGGUAUGAUGCUGAAGGAAGUUGUCGGAGACCCAAGCCUUAACACAGUCGCCGCCAUCAUGGUGGAUGAAGCCCAUGAAAGGUCCCUCAAUACUGACAUACUCCUUGGACUGCUAAAGGAUAUCAUACGGGGUAACAAACAGUUGAGGGUAAUUGUGGCGAGUGCGACAAUAAAUGCGGAUAAAUUUAGCGACUUCUUUAAUAGAGCACCCAUAUUUACAGUAAAAGGCCGCUCCUUUCCCGUUGAUACUUCGUACAUCACUGAACCAGUUGCUGACUAUGUGAAGGCCAGUGUGGAUUGUAUACUCAUGCUCCACGCUACGAAGCCGCUGCCAGGGGACAUCCUUGUCUUUCUUCCAGGACAGGAAGAAAUCGAAAGUUGUGCUGCCGCCGUUCGCGAGGCUCUUGUUGAGACCGCCGGUCAACUCCGUCCUUUGUUGGUUCUUCCCGUCUAUUCCUCCCUUCCCCCUCGUGAGCAGAAGCGGAUAUAUGAGGUGCCUCCGCCAAACACCAGGAAGGUUGUUAUCGCCACAAAUAUUGCGGAAACGUCCAUCACUAUUGAUGGCAUAGUGUAUGUUGUGGACUGUGGACUGUGUAAGCAGAAUUACUAUAACCACCGGGCAAUGAUAGAGGAACUUCGGGUGCUUCCCAUUUCACAGGCAAGUGCUACACAGCGGGCGGGCCGUGCUGGGCGUACACGGGAAGGUGAUUGUUAUCGUCUUUACACAACCUACACGUUUCAUAAUGAGUUCCCCUCGGAAACCGUUCCCGAGAUUUUGCGGUCUUCGAUGAGCUCUGUCGUUCUGCAACUCAAGGCUCUUGGCAUCAACAAUUUACUUCAGUUUGAGUUUAUUGAUGCACCGUCGACGGCCUCACUAGAGCGAGCCUUGGAUCACCUAUACCUGCUUGGUGCCAUGAAGCAAGAUGGCCGACUGACACUUACCGGGAGGCGCAUGGCAGAGUUCCCUUUGGACCCGUCGCUAAGCAAAAGUGUUAUUCGUGCCUCUGCAAUGGGGUGCUUGCGACACAUGGCAAUUGCUGUGGCGAUGCUUUCUUUGGACUCCAUUUUCAUAAAUACAAGAGAUCCAAAGGAGCGUAUAGCCAUGACGAGCGCAAGGGAUAAGAUGUUUUCCUCCGGCAAUGGCGAUGUUGUUGGCUAUGUUCGGCUAAUGGAGGAGUGGCUGCGGUCAGGGUCCUUGAAGCAGGAAUUCUGCGAUACAAAUUAUGUGAAUUCUAAGUCUCUCUUGCGCGCGCGGGACAUUCUUGACCAAAUACUCAAAACGUGUGAGCGACUUGGUUUUGAUCUUCCAAAUGGACAGGAAGCUGAUGCUCUCUCUGUAGAGGCUUUGACAAAAGCUCUGCUUUCAGGGUUCUUUAUGAACGUUUCCGUACUAGGUCUGGAUAAACGAACGUACUCCAUUGUGCGCCCGAUUGACCCCACCGUAAGUCGUUUGGGUGCUGCAUCUCAAGUUGGCAGUGGUAAUCGCUUCGGUGAUGCAGAAUCUGCGGUGGAGUUACAUCCCUCAAGUUAUCUUUUCCGAACUGGCACGAGCACACAUGGUGAGAGAAGUAAAGGUUUACCUCCUACUCCUUCCAUGGUUGCGAUGGAAGAAAGACCACGCCUCGUAGUUUUUACACAGCUUCGCUGCACGAAAAAGCGGUACAUGAUGCACGUUACGGCCGUCCCAUCCGCCGACUGGGUGUUGGCCGUCGCCCCUGUAAAUUACUUUACAAAGGAAGAGUUGGAGGUCGAAACGCACAAGCGGAAACACGUUUGA